Molecule: messenger RNA, 1755 nt
Organism: Lycium barbarum (goji berry)
Lineage: Eukaryota; Viridiplantae; Streptophyta; Magnoliopsida; Solanales; Solanaceae
Exons: 5
Coding region: 1-1755 (584 amino acids)
Molecular function (GO): nucleic acid binding
Source: RefSeq, a predicted model, not a curated record
AUGUACAAACCCAAGAAGAAGUAUGACCCAAAUGUAACCUUUUGUGGGAAAACAGGACAUGUUCAUGAUGAUUGCUACAGGUUGCAUGGUUACCCAGAGGAUUUUGAAUUCACUAAAGGGUAUCAGGUACCAGUGAAGGCAAAUGCAAGGUUGACUCAUGAUGAUGAAGUCAUGCAUGGGAACAAUAGUGAAAUCAACAUGAACCUUGCACAACAGUACACUAAGGAACAAAUCAAUGAAAUAAUGCAACUAUACAAACAAGCUAAAAUGGAGCAGUCAGGCAAAUCAACCAUUAAUGCCAAUGCAGUUGCUGGUACAAUUUUGAAAUAUUCUGGUUCUGUGCCUCAGAACACAUGUUUUGAUCCUAAUUCUUUCAUGUUUCUUAUUCCACUUCCUGUACCUUUGAACAUUAGUCUACCUAAUUCCUUCAAGGACCAUUCAAUGAAGAGUCCUCAAGUUUUUGGUAAAGUUAAGGAAGGACUUUAUCUGUUGGAGCCUAACAGUCCUAGGUCUAGUUGUUCUUUUAAUGCAAAUGUUCUUUUAAUUCCAAAAGGAAGAAAUUCCAAUCUUGAGUCUGUUUCUAAUGUUGUACAUGUUAAUGCUAAGUCUGAUGUAAAACUUUGGCAUGUAAGGUUGGGACACCUCCCAUUUUCAGCAAUGAAACAUUUAUCUUUCCUUCAUUGUGACUCAGUUUCUGAUUUUAUAUGUGAUAUAUGCCCUAAAGCCAGACAAACUAGACUUUCUUUCCCUAUCAGUAGUAUCAAAACAAAAUCUAUGUUUGAAGUUAUUCAUAUUGACACAUGGGGUCCAUAUAAAUCUGGUACAUACAAUGGUUUUAAAUAUUUCCUCACAAUAGUAGAUGAUUUUACUAGAGGAACUUGGACAUUUUUACUAAGCACUAAGAGCAAUGCAUUCCCUGUUCUUAAAAGUUUUUUAGCCAUGGUUGAAAGGCAAUUCAAUGUGAAAAAUAAAAAUAAUAAGCGAAGAAGUAAAUUUGAUCACAGAGCCAAAGCUUGUGUUCUACUGGGAUAUCCCUUACAUCAAAAGGGAUAUAAAUUGUUGGAAAUAGAGACAAAGAAGAUCAUUGUAUCAAUGGAUGUGAAAUUCCAUGAGAAUCAUUACCCUUUUGCUAAAUCUAAACCAUCACACAUGCCCAUUUUCCCAGAUCACUCAUCUCAUAUCUUUUUAGACUCUAGUUCUUCACUUGACAAUUUGCCUACCCUUAGUCCAACCAACUCUGAUCCUACUGAUAACAGUCCUACAUCACCACACAACACACCCACUUCUCAAGUCCUUAAUCCUACUGCAAGUCCCAAUUCUUUGCAAAACUCUCCAGUUAGUCCUGAUCAUACAUAUUCUGCUUCAUUUGAUUCUCUACCACCAAAUACUUCCACUGUUCAUCACUUCUUGAUGAUGCAGAAGCUUCAACAUCACCAAGAAAACCAGCAAGCCCCUACAACUCCCACCAUUCUUCUUGUUCAUAACCUCUCUAUGCCUAAUCUGAUCAUCCUGAACUCUGUUUCUACUAUCAUAGAACCUAAAUAUUUCCAUCAGGCUUGCAAUCAUCCAGGGUGGAUAAAGGCCAUUGAGAAAGAAAUAGAAGCUUUACAAGCUAACCACAUAUGGGAUGUUAUGUCAUUGCCUCCAAAUAGGAAAGCUCUUCCUUGCAAGUGGGUUUAUAAGGUGAAACAGCAUGCAGAUGGCACAGUUGAAAGAUUAAAAACAAGACUAGUUAUCAGGGGAGACAUACAAUAA